GAGAUGUGUGCUCCGCUCUGCCAUCUUUUGACGCAUCCGCGUCUGCCCACGGCGCUGGAGAGCAUCCGGAACAUACCCGACACAGCAGUGGCUCGCGGCGACCUUGGACAGACGAGCCAUUCAGUGCCGGCGGCGCAGACCGCAGGCUUCACAGGCCGCAGCUUCGAGCUCCAAAGAUUGGGCUUUUCUGCAGAGUGGCUGCGCUGGGUGAGCCAGGAGGAGUACGACUUCUGGCGAGCCAUGGGCCAGACAGCACCUUUCUCGAGGGAGGCACUGCAGGAUGUGGAGUACAGCGGCCCUCCAUCUGCUGAAGGCGUGCAGCAGCACAUGGAGGAGAAGGCCUUGUCGUCCCUCAUCCUCGAUGU
This is a messenger RNA of Symbiodinium sp. CCMP2456, 365 nucleotides long. The record is from the annotation of a GenBank genome assembly. NCBI's taxonomy places the organism in Eukaryota, Dinophyceae, Suessiales, Symbiodiniaceae.